UAUGCACUUCAAGUUACUCCAAGUGACUCUAUAUCGGAACAAGUCUGAUUCUUGAAACGUUAAUUCCUAUGCUUUUAACAACGGAUCAAGUAACUUGGAUAAUUUAUAUUUAUUAUUAGUUAUAUAUUCUUACACCUUUAUUUAUUUACAUAUUAUACCAGCCGAUUGUUAUAACUGUACAUUAGAAGAUGAAUAGCAAUAACGACGAAGUUCUUCAUUGUCCUUACAACAAGUAUCAUCGUAUAGCUAGUUCGAAAUUUCAGCGACACCUUGUAAAAUGCGAAAAGAAUUUUCCUCCUGAUUACAAGGUUAUCUGCCCAUACAAUGCAACUCAUCGUUUGAGUAAAAGUGAGAUUGAAGAACACAUCAAUACAUGUCCUAUGAGAAGGACUGUCGAAGGAAGUUAUAUUCGGCCGCCAACAACUCGUGGGACGAUAAGAGCAGAACAAAAUGAUUCUACAAGUCAAAUUGAUUAUAAUAGUUAUUGGGGAAGUCAAGAAGAAAUAUAAGAUGGUAAAGGUCCUGUAAGCUCCAUAAUAAUAAUUAAACUCGUGGAUCAGAGGAAAAAUAUAAAACUAUUUGUUAGGACGUCAAGUCAAUACAAGUUGAAACAAUAAUACCUAGUUACAAUACAUCUAGCUUGAAUUUGUAAUUCUAGCUUGAAUGUCAGUAACAAAUCACAUGAGACAGAAUCUAGAAUAUGAUUAUACAAAUAGAGUGAAUAGGACAAAGAAAAAAUUAAA
Molecule: messenger RNA, 743 nt
Organism: Trachymyrmex septentrionalis
Lineage: Eukaryota; Metazoa; Arthropoda; Insecta; Hymenoptera; Formicidae
Product: protein D7-like
Exons: 3
Coding region: 189-509 (106 amino acids)
Source: RefSeq, a predicted model, not a curated record